Arachis ipaensis is the source of this 2413-nucleotide messenger RNA. RefSeq lists its product as uncharacterized. NCBI's taxonomy places the organism in Eukaryota, Viridiplantae, Streptophyta, Magnoliopsida, Fabales, Fabaceae. Gene Ontology annotation, biological process: recombinational repair. Gene Ontology annotation, molecular function: ATP-dependent DNA damage sensor activity; ATP hydrolysis activity; ATP binding. The record is from RefSeq and is a predicted model, not a curated record.
AAGAUUACCGUGAGAGUGAAAGAGUAGAACGCUGACUUCAAUUUCAUGGAGAAGACAGAAAAUUGAGCUAAGAUCUAUGAGGAGGAGAAAAUGCGCGGUUACACCCAACUCAAUGCAAGUUUCAAACUUUUUGGUGUCGCGGAAAUCAAUCACUAUGACACUGUUUCCAAGACUCAUCUUCAUCGAGCACCAACGGCAUCGCCUUUUCAACCUCACAUGCAUUUUCUCUGCUUCUUCUUCUUCUUCUUCUUCAUCUCAAUAUCGUUAUCUUCGUUCCUCUCCGUUUUCCUCCGCCACCACCCCUUCCCCGCAGACGCAAACUGACGACCCCGCCCACCGUGGAACAUCCCCGCGCACGAGGUGGAGCACUUACGGAGACAUUUUUGACAGCCACACCAAAAGAGCCCCCGCAAUCAGUGAUCAUGAACUAGAAGAACAUGAAGAAGAAAAACAACUGAAAGAAGAAGAACGAAAAGUAGAAGAAGAAGAAGAUAGUAUUGAAAAACUUCGUCGUGCUCUCGAAAAACGUGAGAGGAGCAGAGUGAAGACCGUCAGCACAGUAAAUAAUGAACUAGAAGAGCAUGAAGAAGAUAAACAACUGAAAGAAGAAGAACAAGAAGUAGUAGUAGAAGAAGAAGAAGAUGAGGAGGAGGGAGAAGAAGAAGUUGAAGAACCUCGUCGUGCAAUCACAAAACAACGUGAGAGAAGCAGAGUGAAGACCGAGAGCUCAAUUCAUGGUGGAGAUGUUCUUCCGGAGAGAAUCAUUAGCACCAAGAGAAGCGGCGGCGCGAAGGCGAAGAAGCAGUGGCUUUGCUCCAAUUGCGGGUACACAGCUGGGAAAUGGUGGGGGAUAUGCCCCUCCUGCGAGUUAUCUGGUACAAUGAGGGAGUUUCAUGAGGCCAAGGUUACUGAUGCUGAUAAAAGCAGGGCCAAAAGUGGCUUGGCGGUUUGCGAGGAUACCAUCCGGUUGUGGCUCCCUCAGAACGCUGCCGAGUUGCGUCCUAUCAAAUUGGAGGAGGUAAACAAAGGAUUCAGUCACAAGCAGUGGAGAAUCCCUUUGCCUGGUACUUUCGGAACUGAAGUUUCCACUGUGCUUGGUGGCGGUCUUGUACCAGGCUCGUUGACUCUAGUUAGUGGUGAUCCUGGUAUUGGCAAGAGUACUCUAUUGUUACAGAUGGCAGCAAUGAUAGCAAAGGGUUGCAGUGAAGGCAAAGCGUCUCGAGUUUUAUACGUAUCUGGUGAAGAGAGCCUUGAGCAAAUUGGUAACAGAGCAGAACGCCUUGGGAUUAAAUCAGAUAUAUAUUUAUAUUCAAGUACUGAUAUUGAGGAUAUAUUGAAGAAAGCUCAGCUUCUCUCUCCUCGUGCUAUGGUUGUUGAUUCAAUACAAACUGUUUAUUUGAAAGGGCUAUUAUCAAGUGCUGGAGGUAUUUUGCAGGUGAAGGAAUGUACAGCGGCUUUGAUGAGAUUUGCAAAAACAACUAACAUCCCAAUUCUAUUGGUUGGGCAUGUGAACAAAAGUGGAGAUGUAGCUGGACCUCGUGUCUUGGAGCAUAUUGUUGAUGUUGUUUUGUAUUUGGAAGGUGAGAAGUGUUCUUCCUACCGUAUGCUCCGUGCUGUGAAAAAUCGGUUUGGAUCCACUGAUGAGCUUGGAGUUUUUGAGAUGGUACAAUUGGGACUCAAGGCUGUUCCGAAUGCCUCUGAAAUAUUUAUCACUGAGCAACCAACACAUUCAGAAGUUUUAACUGGAAUAGCUGUUACUGUACUAAUGGAUGGUUCAAGAACUUUCUUAAUUGAAAUUCAGGCACUUUGCCUUUGUCCUUCCCCCAUUCCAACUUCCUCAGUGGAUCUACAAGUUAAUGGGAUCUCUACAAAAAGAGCUACUAUGAUAAAAUGUGUUCUUAUAAAGCAAGCAGGACUUAAGCUCCAAGAUAAUGCUGUGUUUUUGAAUGUUGUUGGUGGAUGGACACUUGCAGAGACUGCUGGAGAUCUUGCAAUAGCAGCUGCAAUUUGUAGCAGUUUCAUGGAGUUCCCUAUCCCAAAAGGUGUUGCAUUCAUAGGCGAAGUUGGCCUCGGUGGAGAGCUGCGCAUGGUCCCAAGAAUAGAGAAAAGGGUAAACACGGUGGCAAAGCUAGGCUACAGAACUUGUGUUAUACCAAAGCAAGCUGAAAAGGUUUUAGAAACUGAAGGUCUAGGAAAUAUGAGAGUUAUAGGUUGCAACAAUCUGAAAGAGGUUUUGGAUGCUAUAUUCAUCAUAGAAUGAAAGGUUGCUAGUGUUGUGAAUAACUUGUAAUUUUUCAUCCAUUAUUAUCACUUGGUGUUGUAGUAAUAUAGGCAUCGUACUCUGCCCUUUUGUUCACAUGUUUAAUCAGAGUCUUUUGUGGAUGUGUUUAGCUGUCUGAUGUUUGGUUUUCAG